UGAGUGGAAGCUCCGCCACCAUGCGCUCCCCGAAUAUCCUUCUGACAGGUACUCCAGGAGUUGGCAAGACCACACUUGGCAAAGAACUUUCAUCCAGAACUGGACUGGAAUAUAUCAAUGUUGGUGACCUGGCAAAAGAAGGAAAUUUAUAUGAAGGUUAUGAUGAAGAGUAUGAUUGUCCUAUUUUAGAUGAAGACAGAGUGGUCGAUGAGCUGGAAGACAAGAUGACUGAAGGUGGAGUCAUUCUUGACUAUCACGGUUGUGACUUUUUUCCUGAGCGUUGGUUCAACAUUGUGUUUGUGCUGAGGACUGAUAAUGGUUUAUUGUACGAGCGUCUAGAGAGCAGGGGAUACAAGGAAAAGAAACUGCAGGACAACAUCCAGUGCGAGAUAUUCCAGACUAUUUAUGAAGAAGCAGCAGAGUCAUAUCAAAAGGAAAUAGUGCACCAGUUACCCAGCAAUACACCUGAGGAUUUGGAGCAAAAUAUAGAACAAAUCAUUCAGUGGAUUCAGCAGUGGCUAAAGGAUAACAACUGAAUCCCUAAUUUAAAUAAAGACUAUAUUUUCUUAGUAAUAUAAUGCUCAAAGGCCGGUCACAUGUUUAUGUGCAUUUAGGUGGAAGUGGUAAGCGCAACCGAACACAACAGGCUCUAUGUUAUUUUAUAUUUACAGUAAAAUCAGCUGUAUAUACUGUAAAGGGCAACUUCUGAAAACAGAUCCUUCAAAAAGUGCUGGAUUUUGAAGGUGAAUAUCAUUAAUAGAGGGUACACCAAGUAUGUGACAAGUGGAAAAUUAUUGUACUGUCAUUUAGUCUUGAUCUUAACGGUAACAUAUGUGAUUUCUUAUGACAUAACUUACCUUGAAAAGGUAUGAGGCGUACUCUCUUUUAUGUAAAACUAAUUGCAAAGUUCUAGAUCAUUAACUACAACAUCAGUAUAUAUUCUCUUUAAAUAAGUUGAUACUGCAGGCCUAUCAAUUCUUUGUAUCAAAGGGGCAGUGUACACCUAUGUUCAGCAGUAACCAAAGGAUAGGAUUUUUUUAGAAAAAAAUGCAUUGUAACUUAAAAAAUCCAUAUAUGCUUUAUUUUUUCAUUAUUAAAAUAGUGAUAUUUCAUUUCUACCAUUUCUAUUGCCUCCUUCCCCUGGUAUGUAGGAGGAUAGUUCUGUACAGACAAGGCCCUCUAUUUUGCAGCUGCUGAUUAUGUCUUACAGGUAAUGAGGAGUUCAUUAUACAGUGGUUUUAACUGGGGAAUAACUAAUUAUAUUCUUAAAAAUGGAGGGUAGUAUGGAUUAUUAUGUCUAUUUACUGGCCUUAUGUGAACCCCAGGUAUUCGCUGUAUACAUUUAAGUAGGUAGAGCUGUUAGCCAUCCAUAGUAAAUACUCAGCACCUCCAGUGUUUUUGCAAGGCAUGAGGCAGGGCAGCUAUUGUUUCCUUACCAGUAGAAUGUCGUUCAACUGCAACAUUCUAAAGGUAGCUAUACACAGCAGAUAAAAGCUGCUGAUUAAUUGGCCUGUGUAUUGGGCCUUUAAGAUGAGCUGGCCUGACCAAUACCUGGCCAAAAUUGGUACGGAUCCAAUUGACAGGUUUGAAUGUCCCAUCAGGCCUCGCCAAACUGGAUCGUAACAUGUAUGGUCAGCACAAUAAGCAACAUGUAGCUGCUGAAUAAAUAUUUAAAAUUGUAUUUUGUAUGUAAUGGAACCAAAAUAAAAAAAAGCUUUACUUUGUA
Molecule: messenger RNA, 1726 nt
Organism: Xenopus tropicalis (tropical clawed frog)
Lineage: Eukaryota; Metazoa; Chordata; Amphibia; Anura; Pipidae
Gene: ak6
Product: adenylate kinase 6
Exons: 5
Coding region: 21-536 (171 amino acids)
Biological process (GO): ribosomal small subunit biogenesis
Cellular component (GO): nucleus; Cajal body; cytoplasm
Molecular function (GO): AMP kinase activity; ATP binding; ATP hydrolysis activity
Source: RefSeq, marked provisional